CAGAUAAGUAAUGGCAGCAGUUGCAUAGUAUUCAUGUACACAGAAUAUCCUUAUGGCACCUGCUUAUUCUGAACAGCCCUGCUGCGAGUGGGGGCAAGGCAGACAAAACAAAAGACACAGACUUUACUUAUUAUAAUAUAAUAUUGUCGCAAGUAAAUAAACUCAACACUCUUUGUUUGUUUGUGACUGUGUCAUUCAUUCAUUCAUUCAUUCAUCACUCAUCAUCCAAUCAUUGACCAUGGCAGCAACUAUUCAUCUUUCUUCCACUGCGUCUUCUCUAUUCAACAAUAUCAAUCUCACUUCCUCCAAUUCAAUCUCUCAAAAACAACUUCCAUUUCAUUCUAAGCCCCCUCCAUCCAAACGCAGCUCAACUCUCACCAUAGCCCAACUAACCUCUCCUCCUCCUCCUCCUCCUGGCAAUGACUACUACAACAACUCUUCUUUACUUUAUGGUAUAGGAAGAACAGUUGAAGGAUCAGAUGAACGCACCAAAACUAAAAUCGUUUGUACAAUUGGUCCGUCUACUAGCUCACGUGACAUGAUUUGGAAACUUGCAGAUAUGGGAAUGAAUGUUGCACGUUUGAAUAUGUCACAUGGAGACCACACUUCCCACCAGAAAACUAUUGAUUUUGUUAAACAAUACAAUUCUCAAUUUCAAGACAGAGUUAUCUCCAUCAUGCUUGAUACCAAGGGUCCUGAAGUUAGAAGUGGGGAUGUGCCACAACCAAUAUUACUCAAAGAGGGGCAAACAUUCAAUUUCACUAAUAAUAGAGGGGUUUGCACACAAGAUACUGUUAGUGUUAAUUAUGAUGAUUUUGUCAAUGAUGUUGAGGAUGGAGAUGUACUUCUCGUCGAUGGAGGAAUGAUGUCUCUUGUUGUUAAGUCAAAGACAAAAGACUUGGUUAAAUGUGAAGUAAUUGAUGGCGGAGAGCUGAAAUCUAGGCGCCAUUUGAAUGUCCGUGGAAAAAGUGCAACACUUCCUUCCAUAACUGAGAAGGACUGGGAAGAUAUCAAGUUUGGGGUAGACAAUCAAGUAGACUUCUAUGCUGUAUCAUUUGUCAAGGAUGCUAGAGUGGUUUAUGAGUUAAAAGACUAUCUCAAAAGACACAAUGCUGAUAUACAUGUGAUUGUAAAAAUUGAAAGUGCAGAUUCAAUACCAAAUCUUCAUUCCAUACUUUCAGCUUCAGAUGGGGCUAUGGUUGCUCGUGGGGACCUUGGAGCUGAACUUCCGAUCGAGGAAGUUCCUUUAUUGCAGGAGGACAUCAUUAGAAGAUGUCGCAGAAUGCAAAAACCAGUUAUUGUGGCAACAAAUAUGCUCGAAAGCAUGAUUAUUCAUCCGACACCAACUAGGGCGGAAGUUUCAGACAUUGCUAUUGCAGUAAGACAAGGUGCUGAUGCUGUCAUGCUUUCAGGAGAAACUGCACAUGGAAAAUUUCCACUGAAAGCUGUUAAAGUUAUGCAUGCCGUGGCUGUAAGGAAUGAAUCUACUGUUUUAAGAAGUGAUGCUUAUCCUAAUCAUUUGAGUUCCCACAAGAGCCAUAUGGGAGAAAUGUUUGCUUUCCAUGCAACAACUAUGUCUAAUACUCUUAAUACUCCUAUUAUUGUGUUCACCAGAACUGGAUCCAUGGCUAUUCUUUUGAGCCAUUAUAGGCCCUACUCGACAAUAUUUGCAUUCACAAAUGAAAGAAGGAUUAAGCAAAGGUUGGGACUUUAUCAUGGUGUGAUGCCUAUAUACAUGCAAUUUUCAAAUGAUGCUGAGGAGACUUUUGCUAGAGCUCUAAAGCUACUAUUGAGUAAAGGUCAUUUAAAUGAGGGACAAUAUGUUACUCUUGUUCAAAGCGGAGCGCAACCAAUUUGGCGUGAUGAAUCCAUUCACCACCUUCAAGUUCGCGAGGUUCAUGAAUAAAAUUAUUCUUUAAAGGGUUCUAUCUUUCUUUCUCACGAGUGUAGAAUAGUAUUUUCUUUUCCUCUCUCUCUCUCUUGUAACUAAGUCUUGCUAUGAAUGAUAGUUUGAAUUGUUACUUAUUCAUGUGAAACAAGUUGUAUAGUUUCAGAGCUUUUGUAAUGCAAAUAAUGAUUUGUUGAUAAGGAAUUACUAUGGUUUUCAUGAA
Messenger RNA from Trifolium pratense (red clover), 2111 nucleotides. RefSeq names its product pyruvate kinase isozyme G, chloroplastic-like. The transcript is spliced from 12 exons. Gene Ontology annotation, biological process: glycolytic process. Gene Ontology annotation, cellular component: chloroplast stroma; cytoplasm. Lineage: Eukaryota; Viridiplantae; Streptophyta; Magnoliopsida; Fabales; Fabaceae. Gene Ontology annotation, molecular function: pyruvate kinase activity; potassium ion binding; magnesium ion binding. The record is from RefSeq and is a predicted model, not a curated record. The coding region runs from base 239 to 1906 and encodes 555 amino acids.